This is a messenger RNA of Thermothelomyces thermophilus ATCC 42464, 794 nucleotides long. RefSeq lists its product as uncharacterized. The record is from RefSeq and is a predicted model, not a curated record. The transcript has 2 exons. The coding region runs from base 158 to 661 and encodes 167 amino acids. NCBI's taxonomy places the organism in Eukaryota, Fungi, Ascomycota, Sordariomycetes, Sordariales, Chaetomiaceae.
CUCUCUCUUUUCCUGUUUUUUCUUCCCUGCCACUCUCUUUAAUCCCCGAAUCCCCUGCCAACCGCGAGAUUGCUAGUGCUGUUAUCGCCGCUCUCUCACCCGCGCAUUCCGUCAUUCUUUGAAGAGAAAACGCAACAGGUCAGACGAGCCACCGACAAUGCGUUUCACCAGCGUCCUCACCGCCGCUCUCUUCGGCGCCGCCGCGGCCGCCCCGGCCGCCCCGGCCGCCCCGGCCCCGCAGGCCGAGACGCCCAGGAUCCGCGAGGCCGUCCGGAUCACCGACUUCUACGCCCGCAAGGGCCCCCUCAACGGCACCCUCGACGGGCCCGUCAGCUCGGUCAGCUUCAAGAUCACCCCCGUCCGCGGCAACGGCACCGUCCCCGUCUCGUGCUCGGCCACGGCCGCCGAGGGCGAGAAGUCGAUCCGCUUCAAGCCCACCGCCUACCCGUGCGAGGACAGCUCGAGCCACUGGGACCAGUACUCGUUCGAGGUCAGCCGGCCCAAGCCGCUGGACGUCUUUGACAUCACCGUCAUCCACAAGGCCGGCCCUGGAUUCGGAGCCCGCGGCCGUGCUUCCGUCCCCACCUACUGCCAUGCCGGUGGCGCCGACUCGCUGGUCUGCGGCCAGGUUGCCAAUGUCACUGUCGGCCUGCACCGCUAAACGGCGUUGGAGGGAAAAGGGACGACACGAAUGGAACGAAGCAGAAAUGAGCGGUUGCUGUACGAUGAUUGAUGCAACUUUGAUGUGUUACUAGUUAGACAGCGUCUGAUAGCGCUCCACGCCAAAUUGUGCA